GGAAUUUUCAUUUUCAAAUGAAUUCGUGUUGUGUAUUUUUAUUAACAAUUAUUCAAGUACAAUGGACCAACAAUUGACUGUGCCUAAUACUGUUAAACAAUUUCAAAGCUUAGAGAAAUCAGCAGCGAAAAUUCGCCUGCUGGAUUUGAACCGAAUAAUUGAAAAACCAUCAUUGAAACAGUAUGAUCAAUCGUCCCGUAAAAUUGUCGAUAUCGAUUGUCAAACAGGAUGUACAACCGCUUCAUUGGUCGCAUCAUUCCCAUCCGCAUUUGUAAUGGGAAUUGAUUCCGAUGAAAAUAUGAUUCAUUACGCCCAAAAUCAUUAUAAACAAUCUGGCCAUUUCAUCAAGGCAGAUGUUCGUAAGUCGGAUUUCAGCCAACCUCUUAAACAUUAUGCUGGCGAACCGUUUGCCGAUUUGGUCACUGCCAUCCAUUCGUUUCAAAUGAUGGAUCCAAAUAUCGAAACUAUAUUGGCCAAUUUGAAUUCUAUUCUAAAACCAGAUGGCAUAUUAUGCGCGACAUUUUCAUUCUGGAGUGAUCUGUUUCGCAUAGGAAAUGAAGUCUUCCUGUCCGACGAUAUGUCGUUGCGGUUAUCAGAUGAAUCGGCGUAUAAAUUUACCAAACCAGAUUGGCCUAAAGAAAUGGAUAAAUUGAAGCAAUUGCUAGCCAAAUACAGAUUUCGUACAGACAACUUAUCCGUAAUGGAAUUGGUUGAACAACGAAUUGAGUUCGACACGUUGAAACGAAUACAAGAUUGUAUCCGUUUCAUUUAUCCAUUAACUCCAUUUGUGCCUGAAUCGAAACGUUUGAGAUUUUUCAGCAAAUUUUUCGACAAUGUUUAUGAUCAUUCAAUGUCAGAUGGUUGGCAACAGGAACAUGAAACAUAUCAUUUUCGUUACCAGUAUAUAUCGCUUCGUACCGCCAAAUAUGGGCCCGGUAAUCAAUAGAUAUUCUUGAUAAUGAAUGUUUGUAUGAUUAGAACAUUGUCUAGUUUUUUUUGUUUAUUUUCAAUGAACUAGCAUCAUUAAUUUUAAUACAAUUCAAA
This is a messenger RNA of Dermatophagoides pteronyssinus (European house dust mite), 1044 nucleotides long. RefSeq lists its product as uncharacterized. The record is from RefSeq and is a predicted model, not a curated record. NCBI's taxonomy places the organism in Eukaryota, Metazoa, Arthropoda, Arachnida, Sarcoptiformes, Pyroglyphidae.